Molecule: messenger RNA, 1915 nt
Organism: Lates calcarifer (barramundi perch)
Lineage: Eukaryota; Metazoa; Chordata; Actinopteri; Centropomidae
Product: phosphatidylinositol transfer protein alpha isoform
Exons: 12
Coding region: 163-969 (268 amino acids)
Biological process (GO): phospholipid transport
Cellular component (GO): cytoplasm
Molecular function (GO): phosphatidylinositol transfer activity; phosphatidylcholine intramembrane carrier activity; phosphatidylcholine binding
Source: RefSeq, a predicted model, not a curated record
CCUCUUUCGACGCCGCGCCCCGUCGCCAACACGCACGGCAUCUUCCAGGAAGGAACUCCGAGGUAAAACGGAGUGAAUGAGCGGCUGUUGUCAGCUUUGACGAAGUUUUUCUGGGGUUUCAACUUUGUCAUAUGCUUCAGUUUGCGCGGAGGCACAGUCAUCAUGCUGAUCAAAGAAUUCCGAAUUGUCCUGCCCAUUUCAGUGGAGGAGUACCAAGUGGGUCAGCUAUACACAGUAGCAGAAGCCAGUAAGAAUGAGACGGGUGGAGGAGAAGGUGUGGAGGUGUUGGUCAAUGAGCCCUAUGAGAAGGAUGGAGAGAAGGGACAGUACACCCACAAGAUCUACCACCUGCAGAGUAAAGUACCAGGUAUCAUCCGUAUGAUCGCUCCAAAGGGUUCUCUGGAGAUUCAUGAGAAGGCCUGGAACGCAUAUCCUUACUGUCGAACCAUCCUCACAAAUACCUACAUGAAUGACAGGUUCAUGAUUAAAAUCGAGACAUGGCACAAGCCUGAUAUGGGGGAACAGGAGAAUGUACAUGGACUAGACAAAAGCACAUGGGAUGCAACUGAAAUAGUUAACAUUGACAUUGGUGAUAGAAGUUGCGUAAAUCAAAAGGACUACAAAGCAGAGUAUGAUCCAGCCAUCUUUAAGUCAGAGAGGACAGGUAGAGGCCCUCUGGGACCUGACUGGAAGAAAGAACUUGCAAACAACCCCGACUGUCCACACAUGUGUGCCUAUAAGCUUGUCACUGUUGAAUUCAAGCAGAUGUUAGUACAGGGCAAGAUAGAAAGCUUCAUUCAAAAGGUGGAGCAGCGUUUGUUCACCCUCUUCCACAGACAGCUUUUCUGCACGAUUGACAAUUGGGUGCAUCUGACGAUGGAUGACAUACGACGCAUGGAGGAAGAGACAAAGAAAGAGCUGGAUGAGAUGAGGCAGAAUGAUGAAGUUAAAGGCAUGGCAGCUGAAUGAGUCCCUCUCUGAUACAGGAGGAUUUCACUUCCUUCAGCCAGCUCAGACUCCUUGUUUUGGACACUAGACCUAGAACAGCAUCAUAGGCAUAAUCAAGAAUACCACAUUUAUAUCCUAAUAAAAUUUGCUCUUAAUAAGAGCUCAUUAUUGAAAAGCGUGUGUGUAUUUAUGUACUGCAUUUGAAUACAACUACAGCAGUUUUUAGUUUUUUGAGACAAUUUUGUGAUUUAGGUAAUUAGUUUUGGAGAUGAAAUAUUCUUGCUUAUGUCUAUUUGGUUCUCUUAAAUCCCCUAAAUUAGGGAACCGGUGUGGGUUGUCUCUGAAGCAGCAUUUAUGAAUACUGUUAUCCUUUUUUAAUGACAAUUAUUUGGGUUUUGUUCUUUUUUUUUGAUUUUGUAUUUUCCUGUCCUCUGUGAUUUCUGAUUUAUUGACCAGAGCAAGACAGUUGCUCCACAAGUCUUCUGACCACUUACAAAAGAUCCAGUUAAAAUAAUUUUUAAAUAAUUAACUGAAAUAAAAUCGAGAUCAGUGCUUUUGACAAGUACACUGACUGUUCUGUUUUGUCAGACUGGAAAUUUAUCAUGACAUGGUGGCUGGAGGUAAAGCUGUGGGAGAUAUUUACAUUGAAAAGACAGAAUAGUCUGGUAAUCCUGGUGUGACUGCACCAUCUCUUGGUCAGGUGGUUUAACUUCAUCAAAAGAUGCCAGCUGCUGUGUUUUAUUAUAGCUUUGGGUUGGGUUUUUGAGUGUUUCUGAUGAAAAUAUUUAAGAAAAACCUGAACUCUGAGCAGACUUCAAAAUGUCUGACACAUGAUACAGUUCUGUCUUGAUAACUGUUCAAAGGUUUGGCCUAGGUUGUCAUUGUCAGUUUUGUUCUGUGUUCAAUGUAAUAACCUGGAUUUUAAUGUACUGAGACAUAUCAUUAAAGACAAUGUUAUUGUUCCUUG